Messenger RNA from Drosophila innubila, 1575 nucleotides. It is a transcript of the gene Dolk, whose product is annotated as dolichol kinase. The coding region runs from base 52 to 1455 and encodes 467 amino acids. Gene Ontology annotation, cellular component: endoplasmic reticulum membrane. The record is from RefSeq and is a predicted model, not a curated record. Gene Ontology annotation, biological process: dolichyl monophosphate biosynthetic process. Gene Ontology annotation, molecular function: dolichol kinase activity. The transcript is spliced from 4 exons. Lineage: Eukaryota; Metazoa; Arthropoda; Insecta; Diptera; Drosophilidae.
AGAUCAGAAAAUUUAACAGGGUGGCAACCUUUAAACAUAUUAUAGGAAAAAAUGUCUCAGCGACUUUUGCCCAGGCCCUUGGCGUCAAAUGGCGGCUGGCUCUGUCUGCUGUUGCCGCUGGCAUUAGUCAUAAGUUAUUUACACGCACAUACAACAAAGGCGCCGGUUUGCAACACAUCAACAAAUGCAUCGCAUCGAUUUCUUAUUGUGAUUGCAAUUGGAACUUGCAUGAGGACGCUUUGUUUCCUAUUAAACUCUUGCGUGGAAACAGGACUAGCAAUUAAGAGUGUAAUUAAUCUAUUGCCCGGCACGGUUGCCAGUCUCUGCUUUGCUCUGCUGCCAGAAACCACCUGGAUCUUAUCAGUGAUUGCUGGUUUCCUUAUCACUGCACUUUAUCAGCGUGUGUAUCUCAGUGUGUUGCGUGGAUUCCCAAAGACAUUUACCCUGGGAGAGGCUGCCAUACUGGUGCAAGGACUCGUCCUAUUCCUGUUCAAUGCCACAAGUCGCAUUUACGCGUUGUUCCCGCUGGAAGCGAAACUUACAACGGAUUUUGGCCAGUUAAAUGCGAUAAUGCAGAGUGCUUUAAUCUGUCUCUUUAUUGCCUGUGUGCUUUUGGCUUUGCUACCGCGCUUGAGGCAACCUGUGCCCUUUUACCUUCUAAUGGCACUGCUGGCCACGGCUGUCACCUGUGCUCCUGUAACCCAGCCAAUGCCUUUGAUUGCCCUGCUCCGUUUCAUAUUCAGCGAUCAAAAGCGCCUGUACAUCAUUGUCUUCUAUCUGCUGCUGGUGGCACUCACCUGUGCCACCGUCAGCUGGCAGCUGGGCAACUCGACACAGGCCAACACACGUGUCCGAAAGAUAUUCCAUCUGCUGAUUGUGCUGGUCUUUGUGCCUGGCCUGGUUUAUGAGUGCGCCUUGCUGUACAUCGCCUCGGGCAUUGCCUUUGCCAUCUUUGUGGUGUUGGAGCUGAUCCGCUUGCUGCAGAUGCCGCCGUUUGGUGCCACGCUGGUCCAGGCUUUCGAAUCGUUCAAGGAUGUCAAGGAUGCCGGUCAAUUGGCGCUCACACCCUUCUGUCUAUUAAUCGGCUGCUCACUGCCCAUUUGGCUGACUUCCUGUCCCUGUCCGACGUCCACGAAUCCCAGUCUGCUGAUGCUGCUGUCAGGCAUACUGGCUGUUGGUGUGGGCGACACAGCUGCCAGUGUGGUGGGCUCUAAAUUUGGACGCAACAAGUGGUCAAAUUCCACUCGUUCCUUGGAGGGCACUGUCGCUUUUGUUGUGUCCAUUUUACUGUCGGUCUGGGCACUGGAGCUGGGCGGAAUCUUGAACAUGACGCAGGCCAAAUGGUUUGCCACUGUUUUUGCAGCAUUGAAUGCAGCAUUAGUCGAGGCAUUCACAGAUCAGGUGGAUAAUCUGGUGCUUCCCCUCGUCUUUUACAUAUUUGUUGGCCUUGCUUAAGCCAUAUUGCAAAGUGAUAUGUUUUUUUAUUUUUGUAAAUUUAUUAUCAUUCCUUUUAAGCCAAAGAAAUUCCUUUAUUUAUCUAAAAAAAAUACAUUAGAAUUAUAAAUUUAUAACGGA